This is a messenger RNA of Acipenser ruthenus (sterlet), 1192 nucleotides long. Its product is annotated as UPF0193 protein EVG1 homolog. Lineage: Eukaryota; Metazoa; Chordata; Actinopteri; Acipenseriformes; Acipenseridae. The record is from RefSeq and is a predicted model, not a curated record. Bases 36 to 788 code for a protein of 250 amino acids. The transcript has 7 exons.
UUUAUGACACCUCAUCCCGCCCUUCGCCAGUUACCAUGGCAGCGGCAUUCGCGUCCUUUCGAGACGGAAGUCAGACGGCGUUCGGUUUCAACCAGAACACAGAGAGACGCGUCAUGUCGGUCAGUAACAGGACUGGGAGGACAGCGGCUGGUUCUGGGCUAUGGAACUACGCCAGACAGCCCCAGUACAGCAAAGAGACACAGGAGCUGAUGAAACUGAUGAUGCAGGAAUCCAGACUGACCAGCUUUCAGCAGAGACAGCUUAACACCAGGAUGAAAAAGGGGGACAGUCUCCCAUUGAAGUGUAACCCCACCUCCAGCGAUGACCAGAAGGCCCUGCCCCCUGCCCCUGCACCAAUCAAAGCCCUCGGAGUGUCUGGCAAACGCCAGCUGCGCAGCGCCGAGCUGUGCCGUUCCGGAAACGCCUACGAGAGAGAAAAGUUCCGCCCCAGACCCAUUCGAGACCAGGAGAAAGAGAAGAGGCGCUUACAGAACCUGCUGGCCACGGGACAGGACGCCCCCGAAAACAAACCCCAGAAACGCAGCGCCCCGACAGAGCCGGAGCCGGAGAGAGACCGCUUCCAGGAGGUACUGGAUGAGAUCAGCGAGAGGCAGCAGUUUCUGGAGGACAUGGCAGCUCUGGGGAGAGGGAGACAGUACGAGGCUCUCAUCAGCACUGAGAUCUCACAGAAAAUCCGAGAGCUGGAGAUCAUCGAUAAAGAGAGGAGCUCGGAGCUGAGGAAGAUGAUGGAGAGAAAACAGGAAGAAGAAGCAGCAGAAAAGAAGUGACCUGAAUUUGAGGAUUUCCCUGUGAACUGUCCUGCACUCCACUGAAUACUCAAAGAGCACAAUCCAGUGCACUGGUGGUGUAGUGACUGUGCAGGGUGUGAUCUGGCUCCACUGUGAAGUGCUGAAUGCUCUCCACUCCAGUUACACUCUUCACUUUUUAAAAAUACAAUCUUUGCAGCUCAAGGGGGUUUCGUUCAACCUCUUUAAGUUGACGAGUAACAUCGAUUAUUUUUCUGUUGUUGUUGGAAACGUGUUUUAACACUGCCCUGGCUAUGUUCCCCUGCCUAUUUAAUGCCUACAGCUGAACACAUUUUGCUUCAUAAAGUCAAAUGAAACCUGCUGAAUAAUGUUACGUUAACAUGUUGAAUUACACACCAGCGCUUUGUAGUUUUCCAUAUACUUAA